GCCUCCUAUAUAGUAUAUAAGGGUUUGUUUGAUCUUUUUAUGUAAGUUCGAUGAUCUAUGUGACCAUUUUCUUUUUCUUUUUUGCUUUAGUAGUCUUUUAGGAAAAUCCUGUCACUUAUCAUCUUCCAUCUUCAUGAAGAUGAAGAGCAGAAGAGAUACUACACUACUAUGUGGUUGAAAAGAGGGCAAUAGCCCCCAUAACACAUGGGGGAAAUGCUGGUUGCUACCUCAACUCAAUGGCGGCCAGCCAGCCAAUAUCAUGAAAACAUUAUGGCCUCCCAAGGUUGUGGACUGGAGAUUGAAGAACAAUUCAUGACUAGAGGCUAGAGUAGCAUCUACAACUGUCCUCUCUCCAACUUCUCAGAGCACAAACGUAGAUUUCGAACGAAAAUGGCUUCAGAGUCUAUGGACGACAUCGAAACCAAAAUCGCAGAAGCAGUGUUGGAAGUUCUCAAGUCCGCUGACAUGGCUACGGCCACGGAGUACACGGUCCGAAAGUCCGCUUCUGAAAAGCUCGGAAUUGACCUCUCCGACCCGGUUCGGAUGCAGCUUGUUCGCUCCGUCGUGGAAACGUACCUCCUGGAACCAAAAGCUAUAGAGAUAGCCGUCGCGGAGAAAGCAAAAGAGUAUGAUGACUGCGGUGACCUUGUUCUCUGCCGAUUGUCGGAUAAGAGAAAAGUGACGCUCACUGAAUACAAAGGGACGCCUCUGCUGUCAAUAAGAGAAUACUAUACGAAAGAUGGCAAAGAGCUCCCUUCCACUAAAGGAAUAAGCUUGACAAAAGAACAAUGGGCAUCCUUCAAGCAGAGUGUCCCUGAAAUUGAAGAAGCUAUCAAGAAAAUGGAGUCCAGGCUGAAUUGAGAUGGGGAUUUUCAAAAACUU
Molecule: messenger RNA, 882 nt
Organism: Cuscuta epithymum
Lineage: Eukaryota; Viridiplantae; Streptophyta; Magnoliopsida; Solanales; Convolvulaceae
Source: the annotation of a GenBank genome assembly